CCUCUGCCCUCUCCGUCACAGUUUGGAUUCACCAGCUGCGAGCACGAGCCAAGCCGAGUCGAGCGAGCUAGCGGCUGAACGCACAAGUGUCACUUCGGCCCGGGAUGCCAUGCCCGAGGCCGCCGCUAAUUCUUCCGGAAAGUCGUUCCUUCAACGGGCGUCGGGCAAGGUUCUCCGCUGGUUACGCCGCUCCCUGCGGACCAGCCACCAGGUCGACGGUCAUGGCGCGGAAACGGGACCGGAGCUCGACGAGGAGAUGGAGAAGGUCUUCGCGAUGGACACCGGGGAGAAGUUCGACGUAGCCCGGCUCGGUUCGCCAUCCGAAUCGGCUGGAUCCGAUCGAGACCGAGAGCGAGCACCACCGUCGCGAUAUGGAGAACGCGACUUCAACCAGCAUCGGAAAAGGAGCUACCCCCAUCCGCACAUGCCCCUGAAGAGUCUUCAUUGCAGAUCUAUGCGACGACAUCUUUCACCGGAAGGAUCUACGACGGAGGUUGGCCCGGAAGAGGAGACCGGGCAGGUUCUGAGGGAAAACGGCGGGAAUGGUCAGGAGGCGGACACGAUGGACGCCGGUGGCGGCGUUCAGUCGCCAAGCAGCGUGCAGAAUGUCGAUGAGGAGACGACCGAGGACACGGAGAACGUGGUCAGCAGCGAGAGCGAGGCGCCGAUUUCAGAGAGGGCCGCCUCCGUUGGCGGUUUCAGCGAGAGCCCCACUAUUGGCAGUCCCCGGGUGCAGUUCGAGAAGAUCAAGGAGGAGGAGGUGCCCGCUGUCAAGAAGGACGAGGCGCCGACGAGCGUCGGUGAGCCCGCCAGCAGCCACGACGAGGAUCGUAAAUGUCGACGACACCAGAAACACGAGCACAAAAGACACCAUCACAAGUCGCGGAAGUACUCGUUGCAAGAGGACCCGCAAUGGAGGAAACGCUCGGGUGCUGGCCUGCCGGACGGGCCAGCGGUGCUGGCAAGGAGGGUGAGCGUGCAACCGGAGGAGGCGAGCACUCUGCAGGAGCUGGACAUCGACGACCUGGAGUCGCACAGGAGCGACGACCCGCGGGGAAUGAGGCGGCACAAAACGGCCCAUUCGACGGUGCAGAUCGGCCGUAGAAAGGAGGGCGGGAUACCGCACGACACCUUCAAGAAGAUGUACGAUCACUCGCCGCACGAGGUGUUCGUCCAGCUGGACGAGUUGUACGGGAUCGGCGAGGAGCGUGAAUGGAGAGAGACGGCGCGUUGGAUCAAAUACGAGGAGGACGUGGAGGAGGGGGCGGACAGAUGGGGCAGGCCCCACGUGGCCUCGUUGAGCUUCCACUCGUUGCUGAAUUUACGCAGAUGCCUGGAGACCGGCGUGGUUCUGCUCGAUCUCGAGGAGAAGGAUCUGCCUGGCCUGGCGUACAGGGUUGUCGAGCAAAUGGUGGUGGAGGAGCUGAUCCUGCCGGAAGAUAGGCCGGUGGUGAUGAGGGCCCUGCUUCUCAGGCACAGGCACGUUCACGAUCACGAUCGUGGCUUCCGAUUCGGCGGCAAGCGAAAUUAUUCCAGCUACACCAGCCUCCAGUCCGUCUGUCUGGAGGAAGAAGACGCUGCGCGGGAAGCCUCUGAGAACCAUGUAACCCAACAUAACCUGAACGACGCGAAGCCGAAGAUCGUGUCGUCGAACCUGGCCUUGGACAGCAACCACACGGUGGUGGACAUGAAGGAGGAGCUGACGUACACGAGCAGCAACGAGGACUUGAAGAAGAGUCACAACGACUAUAUCUUGAAGAGGAUCCCGGCCGGCGCCGAGGCGACGGUCGUGCUGGUCGGCGCGGUCGAGUUCCUCGAUCAGCCGACCAUCGCGUUCGUCCGACUAGCCGAGGGCGUGUUCAUUCCGUCGAUCACCGAAGUCACCAUACCAGUAAGAUUCAUGUUCACGUUGCUGGGCCCGAGGAACGCUGACCUAGAUUAUCACGAAAUCGGUAGAUCGAUCGCCACGCUGAUGGCCAAUACGUCGUUCCAUAAAGUCGCGUACAAAGCGAACGAGAGGCGCGAGCUACUGUCAGCGAUCAACGAGUUCCUCGACGACUCGAUCGUUCUGCCUCCUGGUGACUGGGAGAGGCAGGCGCUGUUGCCGUUCGGCGAGCUAAGGGCCAAGAGCGAGGCCAUCAGGAAGCGAAAAGCGAAAGCGCUCGAGGAGAAGAGCAAGCCAAUUAUUCAGAGCGAGGCCGCUGUCAAGAAAGCUCUGCUUGCUGGCGAGGAGGAGAAGAAACCUCCGGGCGACGACGAUCCGCUUCGAAGAACCAAGCGACCGUUCGGCGGUCUGAUUAACGACAUCAAGAGACGCUAUCCCUUUUACCUGUCCGACUUCACCGACGGUUUGAGCUCGUCGUGCCUCGCGGCGGCCAUCUUCAUGUACUUCGCCGCGCUGUGCACGGCCAUCACGUUCGGCGGCUUGAUGAGCGACAAGACGCACAACGUUAUCGGCAUCUCCGAGACACUGGUCUCUGGCUCUUGGACGGGGGUGGUGAUGGCCUUGUUCUCCACUCAGCCGUUGGUCAUCAUCGGCACGACCGGCCCGCUGUUGCUCUUCGACGAGAGCUUGUACAACUUUUGCCUGGCGAACGAGUUGGAGUUCCUCACCGUGAGAGUCUACGUAGGAGCGUGGAUGGGUAUCAUAGCUCUGGCGAUUGCCUGCGUGGAAGGUUCCGUAUUGGUCCGUCUCUUCACCCGUUUCACCGAGGAGAUCUUCACCGGCUUGAUCUCCAUCCUGUACAUCGUCGAGACGUUCGUCAAACUGUACAACUACUUCGCGAAGAAUCCGCUGCUCGACGAGUACAGCUUCGUCCCGGAGACGAACGACACGUUGUAUCAAGAGCCGUUGAACGUGACGGAGAUCAAGGUCGUUUCCCCGGAGACCGGCGAGACGGUCGCCCUUCCGUUGAACAAACCGCAGACCCUCAUACCGGCGUUCAACAUGGCCGGGUUGUUGAUCAACCAACCGAAUACCGCCUUGAUGUGCACUAUCCUCUGCCUGGGUACGUUCCUCGGCGCUUACUACUUGCGCAUCUUCCGCAACAGCCACUACCUCGGACGAAGCGCCAGAAGGGCGUUCGGUGACUUCGGCGUGCCGAUCAGCAUCAUCGUGUUUGUACUGAUCGAUUAUCUGGCCAAGGUGAAGACGGAGAAGCUGUUGGUCCCGGAAGGCCUGUCGCCGACCGUGCCCGGCAGGAGCUGGAUCGUGUCACCGGCCGGAAUACACAAACCCAUCCCCCUGUGGAUGGCCAUGGCUUGCAUCGUGCCGGCGUUGCUGGUUUACAUUCUCGUUUUCAUGGAAACGCAGAUCUCCGAACUAAUCAUCGAUAAAAAAGAACGAAAAUUACGGAAAGGUAACGGCUACCACAUGGAUAUAGUGGUAGUGUGCCUAAUGAACGUCGGCUGUGGUUUAAUGGGCGCCCCGUGGUGCUGCGCCGCCUCGGUCCGAUCGCUGACGCACGUCUCGGCGGUGACGGUCAUGUCACGCACGCACGCACCCGGUGACAAGCCGCACAUCGUCGAGGUGAAGGAGCAAAGGGUGAGCGCCCUUUUGGUCGCCGUGCUGAUCGGCAUCAGCGUGUUGAUGGCGCCGCUGUUGCGACGCGUGCCAAUGUCCGUCCUCCUCGGUGUGUUUCUCUACAUGGGCAUCUCCUCGACCAACGGUGUCCAACUGUUCGACCGUGUGAAGCUGUUCUUCAUGCCGGUGAAACACCACGGCACGGCCAAUUACGUUCGACGGGUGCAGACCUACAAGAUGCACAUAUUCACCCUCAUACAAAUCCUGUGCCUGGCCACACUGUGGGUGGUGAAGAGUACCAGGGCCGCCCUGGCGCUUCCGUUCUUCCUGAUUCUCAUGAUACCUCUACGGGCUCAGAUGACCCACUUUUUUACCGCCGCGGAGCUACGGGCACUCGACAGCAAAGGAUCGGAACACGAGAGUACCGAGGACGAGCCAGACUUCUACGAGGAAGCUCCGUUACCUGGUUAGGUGUAGUGCCUUAUUCGACUUGUCCGAUAAAUACCUCUCUCCUCCAGCGCAUACCUUCCUUUCUUUCCCUCUCCUCUCUCCUUCUGCCCUCCUCCUGCUCCACCUCUCCAAAGAUUUUGUUCGUGCUUUCUGGUCGACUACAAAGUCCUAUAUAUCACGUUUCAGAGCGAUUCUGAAUAUGUACUAGCGCGAGAGAAAAAAAAGAAAAAAAAAAAAAAGAAUCUAUUUUCGUGAAAAAAAAGAAGAGAAAAUAUGUAUGUAUACCAAUGAAUUAAGAGAAGAC
Molecule: messenger RNA, 4277 nt
Organism: Frieseomelitta varia
Lineage: Eukaryota; Metazoa; Arthropoda; Insecta; Hymenoptera; Apidae
Gene: Ae2
Product: anion exchange protein 2
Exons: 9
Coding region: 110-3994 (1294 amino acids)
Biological process (GO): monoatomic anion transport; regulation of intracellular pH; bicarbonate transport
Cellular component (GO): plasma membrane
Molecular function (GO): monoatomic anion transmembrane transporter activity; solute:inorganic anion antiporter activity
Source: RefSeq, a predicted model, not a curated record